Messenger RNA from Odontomachus brunneus, 5189 nucleotides. RefSeq names its product piwi-like protein Siwi. The transcript has 13 exons. Bases 378 to 2975 code for a protein of 865 amino acids. Gene Ontology annotation, biological process: regulatory ncRNA-mediated gene silencing. Gene Ontology annotation, molecular function: piRNA binding; protein binding. Lineage: Eukaryota; Metazoa; Arthropoda; Insecta; Hymenoptera; Formicidae. The record is from RefSeq and is a predicted model, not a curated record. Gene Ontology annotation, cellular component: P granule.
AAAUAAAUAUAACUAAAUAUUUAUGUUAUCGGCGAAGAAGAAAUAUUUGGAUGGCAGCGUUUAUCGCAUUCUUAAGGACUUCUCAGGUUUCUCUUUCUGCUGAGCCAUGAGAUCAUUCACACUUGCUCGACUCGCCUGGUUUUUUGUUCGUUCAUCUGACUGCAAACGAACGACAAACGUACGAUAUCCGACAGUCUUCUUAGUUGAAUACGUCGUUGAACACGUGUCCAUCUUGCAUGCAGAUAUAUGAAACGGACAACCGGCUAUCCAAUUGCAGACUUGAGAAUUCGAUCGUAUGAGUGUAGAAAGUAGAUGUGACCAGUUGUAGAUUUCAUCUACGAAAAUAAUUAAUUUAAUCUUCAACACAAACAUACAAGAUGUCUCAACAAGGUAGAGAUGACUAUGAUCCUUCUCAACCAUCGACUAGUAGUGGGCAUCGUAGAAGUAGAACACAUAGUUCGUUCUCUGGUAGGACACCUUAUUUAAGACCUGAAGAAUCAAGAGUAUAUUCAUCAUCCAGAGGAAUCGUAAAGAACAUUAGAGAGAGCCAAGAGUAUGCUACUAGUUCAAGUUCUUUAUCUACAUAUUCAGAACAACAUGCUGCUGAACAGAUGGAAGGCCGAUUUACAGGUGGAGGUGGGGACAGUAGCUCAGGACAACGUCGUCAACGUCCACCUUUAGAAACUAUUUUUGUCACUAGACCAAAUACUUUAGUAACUAAGAAAGGAACAUCAGGAGAACAAAUAAUAUUGCAAACAAAUCACUUCAAGUUGAUCACUGUACCUGACUGGUGUCUUUAUAAGUAUCGUGUAGAUUUUGUACCAGAAGAAGAAAGUAUUGUAGUGCGUAAAGCUUUGUUGAGACUUCAUAAAGAGAAAAUUGGAAUGUAUAUUUUCGAUGGAACUGUUCUGUAUACGCCUGUUCGUUUACCAGAGAAAUUUGAAUUUGUUUCAACUAAAAAACAAGAUGAUGUACCUGUCCAGAUUGCCAUACGUUUAGUUGGAGACAUGUCGCGAAACGAUCCACAUUAUAUUCAAGUUUUUAAUAUAAUAAUGAGGAAAUGCUUGGAACAUUUAGAUUUGAAAUUAGUGGGCCGUAAUUAUUACGAUGCAUAUAAUAAAGAAAAUUUACAUGAUUAUAAACUGGAUUUGUGGCCAGGCUAUCUUACAUCUAUUCGUCAAUAUGAACACAAUAUUUUAUUGAGUUGCGAAAUGACGCAUAAAAUAAUACGACAGCAAACAUUGUUGGACAUAUUAACAGAUUGCUAUAGACGUAGCAGUCAUAACGUUAAGAAUGAGUUCUUUAAAAGUGUUGUUGGAAUUAUGGUGCUUACGGAUUAUAAUAGUCGUACCUACCGCAUCGAAGAUGUUGAUUUUGAUGCAAGUCCUUCCUCGACAUUUAAAAAAAAAAAUGGAGAAGUUAUAUCUUAUCGUGAUUAUUACUUAACGAAAUAUCAUAUUCGAAUAACAGAGAUGACGCAACCGAUGUUAGUGACAAGAAUAAAACCAAAGGAACGAAAUGCAGGCGAGGGACAACUAGUUUAUCUAGUUCCUGAAUUGUGUCGUGCUACAGGCUUAACCGAUAGCAUGAGAGAGAAUUUCCAUUUGAUGAAAGCAUUAUCUAUGUUUACUCGUGUUAAUCCUGAAGAACGGAUAAGAAAAUUAAAAACUUUCAAUGAAAGACUUCGUAAAGAACCGAAAGUCAUAGAAGAACUUCAAAAUUGGAAAAUGACGUUAGAUCCAAAUUUAGUCGAACUCAAGGGUCGUGUAUUAGUUAACGAAAGACUUGUGUUUAGUAGAAAUACAAUUAUUGAUACUAUGAGAGGAGAUUGGUCGAGAAACAUGCAAAGAGCACCUUUAUUGCGUUGCAAGGAAUUGAAAAAUUGGAUGGUAAUAGGUUGCGAUCGAGAAAGACAUGGUAUAGAGCAAUUUAUUAACAAAUUAAUUCAAGUGUCUCGAGCAAUAGCAUUUCCUGUUCAAUAUCCGCGAAUACAAUGGAUACGUGAUGAUAAAUCGAGCACGUAUACUGAAAAUCUUGAAUAUAUUCUCAGCAAAUUUACUCCUGAUUUAAUUUUCUGUGUAGUGACUAAUAAUCGAUCUGAUCGGUACAUCGCUAUUAAGAGAAAAUGUUGCAUAGAUAGACCUGUACCGUCGCAAGUCUUUUUGCAAAAAAAUUUACACUCCAGAACUGUUAUGAGUAUUGCUACCAAAGUGGCAAUACAGAUGAACUGUAAAUUAGGUGGAGCCGCUUGGACUAUGGAAAACCCACUGAGAGGAUUGAUGACUAUUGGUUUUGAUAUAUGUCAUGAUGUAUCUACUAAGGGUAGAAAGUUUUUGGCUAUGGUAGCAACUGUUGAUCAAUCACUGACACAGUACUACAGUUCUAUCAUUCCGUUCAAUAACAAGGAAGAACUUGCAGAACAUGUUUGCACAGGUAUAACCAUGGCUGUGCAAAUGUAUCGUGUGAAUAAUAAAGCCCUACCAAUGUAUCUUUUAAUUUAUCGCGAUGGUGUUAGCGAAGGGGAAGUACCUGAAGUUUACGAAAACGAAGUAGGAAACUUGAAAAAAAAACUAGAGGAGCUAUAUUAUGGUCCAAAUUUUAAGAUGAUCUUUAUUAUUGUCUCAAAAAGAAUUAAUACAAAAUUGUUCCAUAGAAGGAACAAUCCACCAGUGGGUACUAUCGUUGACGAUGUCGUAACUAGUCCGUUCAAAUAUGAUUUUCUUCUUGUAUCACAACAAGUUAGACAGGGUACAAUCUCACCAACUUCGUACAGUAUAAUUUACGAUAAUGCCGGUUUAGAUACAGAAACAAUACAAAGAGUGACUUUUAAAUUAACUCAUUUGUAUUACAAUUGCUCAAAUACUGUGCGCGUACCAGCGACUUGCCAUUAUGCGCAGAAAUUAUCUUUUUUAGUAGGAAGAUUUCUCCAUCGACCUCCACAUACACAGUUGGGAAAUCAAUUGUUCUUUUUGUGACUUUUUAUUAUCAAAUACUUAAUAAUUUUUUAGAUGAUGCUAACAGUUAUAAGUUGUAUAGUUUAGGCCAAUCGCUGUUUAUACCAAUCGAAUGAUAAUGAAUGAUGAUAUACGUUUGUCCUUGUUUUUUUGAAAAUAAAUGAACAUAUUGUUUAUUAUUAACACUCGGUUGGUGCAAUACAAGUUUAGAAGUUAAGAAAGCCAUGUUAUUUUUCUUUUCUUUAAUUUUUUAGUUGCAGAUAUAAGUCAUAAAAUAAGAAAAAUUCGGACUAUUCAUUAUAUACCAAAUAUAUGUAUUAUUUAGAUUUUAUUAAUAUAAUAGAGUAAUAUUUUAUCACUGAGGUUAUAAGACUGAAGCUUAUUUCUAAAAGUUUAAAUGUUUUGUAGAUAAUGCCAGAGUAGGCAUUUAAGCUCUUAGUGUUUCAUCGCGAAACUCUCGAUUGAUGACUUCAGAAGGGAGAAAAUACACGAUAAAAAAUUCUUGCAAAAUACAUUGAAAUUAAAAGAUAUAUCCAUAAAAUGGUAGCUUGCGAUCGAUCAAGCAGAUGUGUAAGAUAGUCCGAACGCUUUCCUUUUGCGCUAACAAUAAAAAAAUUACCGUAUUAAGAUUAAUACAGGAAGAUGCAACCUAUCUUUUCAUCUUUCUUCAUAAUUUUGUCACGUUAAUUUUACAGUUAUUGAUUGUUAGAACAAAAGGAAAGUGUUCAGACAAAGUUCAGACUAUUUCACACAUCUACUCGAACGAUUGCAGAUGUCAUUUUGUGAGUAUCUUUUUAUUUAUGCGUAUUUUGCAAGAACUUUUAGCGUGUAUUUUCUCGCCUUUGCUGUAAAAAUCAAGAUAACUGUUAAGAGCAGCGGCGAGAAUACAGGAAUCUCAAUAUACAAGUAUAACCAUAAGCGUUAGUUUUUUUUAUUUUAGAAAGAAUUUCGGUUUCAAUAAUACCCAGAAUAUAGAUAUCUUUCAGACAAAUAAGAUUUGCAUAUUUUUAUAUGCUGUGUGUGUGUGCGUGCGUGCGUGUGUGUGUGUGUAUGUGUGUGAUUAUUAAGUCUGCGCGGGUUUAUUAUAUGUUUAUGUUGCAUGAAAAUUAAACAAUUUACACACGUAAAACUUACAGGUAUAGAAAUACUUGUAUAUUAUAUUUAUCCGAUUUGAUUAAUUGAAGGACUCGAUACAUAUGUUAUUUAAUUUUGGUUCGUAGAACAUAUUAGCUACAUAUCCUGAAUUCCAAAUACAAAAUGAUUUAUAUUUUUACGUUUGAGGUAUAUUUAAGUUCUUUUAUUAAUGACUCAAGAAUUUGUGUUUAUUUCAACAUAUACUUGCUAUACGAUUGUACGCAAACAACUCUACGAAAGAGUAGAAGCAUGUCCUAGACCACUAUCUGUGUUUAUAUUUAUUGAAUGUUAUAAACUUAAUAAAAAGUAAAAUUUAUAAAAAAAUUUUCAACAUUAACGUAACUUAAUGAAAUAUUAUGAAUGAAGCAUUGUUCUUUUGGGGUUGAAAAAACAUAUUUGUAUAAUGUAUACACAUAUAUUUCAAAUAUCAUUAAUACAAUAUCGAUAUAUCAUCAUGAGAUAAAAAUCAGGAAGAAAAUAUCAGUAAAUUUAUUAUUUUCUUGUUUAAUUAAAGAAAUUUUUAAUUAAAAAACUUACUAACUAUAGUAUGGACAUAUACUAUUACAGUGUUCUAUUGUAAUUGACACACCGCUACGGUACUAGGACAUAUAUUUUGUUUAUUAUUACUAUGUUAAGUCCACUUCAAACAUAACGUUGUUUUUACGUAUUAGAAUUUAUUGCGUAAUUUAGCUAACAGAGUCCUAAAUUUGUGGUAUUUCUUGGAUGCUCUUCAAGUUACACCAAAAAUUAUAGCACAAGAUGGUUACAUUUUUAGUUUCAAAAAUAAAAUAUAAAAUAAAAAUACGUACCAAAUAUUCUCUAUAUAUAUUUGUUAGUCAGUCUGAUUAUAUAUAUUUUAUAUAUUUUCUACGAGCAUUUAAGUACUUAAUUACUUAUAAGAAUCCGAGUGAUGUUAUAUAUAUAAGAUUGGCAUAUUAAAAAAUAAAAAUUAUAUUUUUCUAAUUUUAAGAAUUACACAUAUUGUGUGUAAGUUUACAAAAUAUGUAUGUAUCUUGUGUCUAUACAUGAUUUUUCAUAUUCAGCGAAAAAUCGUGUGUAGGAGAUAAUGCGUAUAAUAAUAAAAUUGAUGAUACAACAUGA